UUCUUUACUGCUUUAUGAUCUACUUCCCAAAUGUUCCGUGACAUCACGAAGGUUCUUUUUUCUGCCGCCAGUGACCUCUCAUAGCGCAACAGACUUUUUGAGGAAGUGAAUUUUCCCACAAACGGGAAGUUCCAUUUGUUAGUUUACGAACACGGGACACAUUACAGCCACCAGUAAAGAGAGUAGCAGAGUAAAGUAUAAAGAGGUUUAAACACCUAUUUACUGUAAAACAUGGCUUCACAACAGUACUGGCAUCUUUGUCUGUUGCUGAUUUGGAUUUUCAAAAUGCUUCUUCCUUUAUGUUCAGGCGCUGCAGCUCCAAGAUUACAUUUUUUUGACACCGUUUUUGUAGCAAUCAGAGGGGAAGAUCUCCACGUUCAUUACGAGCUGCACAUCCCCGCAAACCAAAGUAGUGAUGUCUUGAUGUGCUACGACCCUUAUCGCCAGCUGAUUUUUAAACACACAUUUUUGGCAACUCGUGACCGUGCUCUGAGCAACAAUGCCAUAAUGCACCUGAAAAAUCUCAUGAAUUCAGGAGAAUAUCGUUGCCAGUAUAAAGUGGCCAAAGCAUAUUUUUUUCUGCGACUACGAGAUGAAAGCUACAGGGAUCUUGCUACGGUGGACUACACAAACUUCAUAGUAGUGGGCUUCUUCAGCGGUGUGUUGCUGAUUUUUAGUAUAGUCAGCUCUGUGUAUGUCUUCAGAGGAACUUGGAUGGGAAAAAACCAUGAGCAUGGCAAUGUAAGCAAUGAUCGAGAGAAGAAAAAACAACAAGCAGACAAGCCUGAGGAUGACAGCAUGGGUGUAACAAUAGCUUCUCCCACAUCCCUUUAUGCCAGUCUUGAGUCACGACCUCGAUCCAUUUAUGAUGUGCUGGACCGCUCAUCUGUCAAAAACACAGAGCAAAGAAAGCCUGCUCUUAAGCCAAAAACAGGCCACACCCCGGUGAAACAAAGAACGCAAGCACAAGAUGAAGGGGUACUUGAGUCUGUUUACGAGAAUUUUUAAAUCGUUACUCUGAGUCAACCCCAGCUGAUAUUGUAAUUUGUAACCCAAGAACAUUAAAGACAUGUAUAUAUAUAUAUACACACACACACGUGGUUCAUUUUUCUAAGAAGACUACAAAAUCACGAUGUAAAAUUAUUCUAAUACAAACUCCAAUUACUUGAAGUUGGAUUUUUGUGUUAAGAAUAAGUUAAAACAGACUGCAAUUAAAUUAAAUUACUAUAAUAAUAUGUAAUUAUAUUUUUUAUAAGUUUAUUUGAUGCAACACAACGCAAAAAUGCUGAAAACGGUAUUUAAAAAAAUAUAUAUAUAUAUCACCUUUCCUUUUAAUGAUACCCAAAAAGCAUUUGCUGUCUGAGGACAACAAUAGUUCAAGCUUUGUAGGUAGAAUUCUUUCAAAUUCUUGCGUGAUUACAACUCCAUUCCCUCAAUAGUCUAAGUCUUCAACGAGUUUUUUUUCAUUUAGGUUAACUAUAUAAUAUUCGAGUAAAUAAUUUGAAAGACAAUUUCCACAUACAUUGUGGGUUACUGAGCAAGGCAUAGGCAAACUAGAAGGUUGCCUGGGGCAUUACCUAGUGGAUUGGACACGAAAUUGCAGUUUAAAAAAUUGUAACCUUGGACAUUUUGGGGUAUAUUUGACGUCAUGAGCAAUGGCUUAUGAUCUGAAAGAUUCACUUUUGCCAUUCAAAAAUGUCUGCUCACAGCAAUUAUGCCUACUUCCUGGAAAUGUUGGCCUUUAUUGAUGCUUUUUCCGUUAUUACACAGCAGAAAUAUAUAUAUAUGUAUAUGUAUAUUUUAUCACAUUUUUUUUCAACCUUGUCUGCUGUGUAAUUGUUGAGGGAAAAAAACUUGUAUUUUGCUGUAUUGAAAAGAAAGGCACUGCAUUUUCUUUUAUUGUUCAUUUCAUCUGCAACUGGCUGGCAAUCAGUUCAGGGUGUAGCCUGCCUCCUGCCCAUUGUUUGCUUGGAUAGGCUCCAGGCCCCUUGCGACCCUUGUGAGGAUAUGCAGUUUGGAAAAUGUAUGAAUGGAUGAAUUUUCAUUUCAUUUCAAACAGAAAUUGUUAAAUACAGUGAGCAUAAUCAGUGCCCUGUG
Corythoichthys intestinalis (scribbled pipefish) is the source of this 2097-nucleotide messenger RNA. RefSeq lists its product as uncharacterized. The record is from RefSeq and is a predicted model, not a curated record. The coding region runs from base 232 to 1008 and encodes 258 amino acids. Gene Ontology annotation, cellular component: membrane raft. Lineage: Eukaryota; Metazoa; Chordata; Actinopteri; Syngnathiformes; Syngnathidae. Gene Ontology annotation, biological process: B cell receptor signaling pathway; positive regulation of cytokine production; positive regulation of B cell receptor signaling pathway. The transcript has 6 exons. Gene Ontology annotation, molecular function: transmembrane signaling receptor activity.